Carica papaya (papaya) is the source of this 1289-nucleotide messenger RNA. The record is from RefSeq and is a predicted model, not a curated record. NCBI's taxonomy places the organism in Eukaryota, Viridiplantae, Streptophyta, Magnoliopsida, Brassicales, Caricaceae.
UUAUCUUAUGAUAGUAUGAAAGCAUUAAUUUACUUCUGCUAUGCAGCAGAUUUGGAGAAGUCUCAUCAUCAACGUGUAUCUGAGUUGCAACGGCUUCGCUCCAUAUUUGGUACAAGUGAGAGACAGUGGGUAGAAGCGCAGGUUCAAAAUACCAAGCAGCAAGCUAUUCUGAUGGCACUUAAAACUCAAGUAACAUCUGAUGAAGCUCACAUUCAUCUUGAUCUUCAUUCUCUCAGGAGGAAGCAUGCUGAAUUAGUGGGAGAACUUUCUAAUCUUCAUCACAAGGAAGAAAAAUUGUUAUCUGAGACUAUUCCUGAACUUUGCUGGGAGCUGGCUCAACUUCAGGACACAUAUAUUUUGGAAGGUGAUUAUGACUUAAAGGUUAUGCGCCAGGAGCUGUAUAUAAGCAAGCAAAAAGCGUUCAUUCAUCAUCUAAUCAAUCAGUUGUCAAGGCACCAGCUAUUAAAAAUUGCUUGUCAACUAGAAAAGAAAAACAUGCUUGGAGCAUAUUCUUUGCUUAAAGUUAUUGAGUCAGAACUUCAAGGAUACCUAUCAGCAACUAAAGGCCGAGUGGGCCGUUGCAUGGCAUUGAUUCAAGCUGCAUCUGAUAUACAAGAGCAGGGAGCAGUGGAUGAUCGGGAUAAUUUUCUGCAUGGUGUUAGAGACCUUUUAAGUAUUCAUUCAAAUCCUCAAUCUGGGCUGUCAACGUAUGUAUCGGCUCCAGGCAUUGUUCAGCAGAUAUCUGGUCUUCAUUCAGAUUUGAUGACACUUCAGUCUGAUCUUGAGAAUUCUCUUCCCGAAGACAGAAAUAGAUGCAUCAAUGAGCUGUGUACUCUCAUCCAAAGUUUGCAGCAAUUGCUAUUUGCUUCUUCAACAACUGCUCAACCAAUAUUGACACCUCGACCAUUGAUGAAAGAGCUUGAUGAAAUGGAGAAGAUCAAUGCGAAACUCUCUGCAGCAGUUGAGGAGGUGACACUUGAGCACUGUAAGAAAACCGAGAUCGUUAAACAUCAUUCCCAGGAGGUAGGACUACAAAGGCGGGUCUUUGUCGACUUCUUCUGCAAUCCAGAGCGUUUGAGGAGCCAAGUGAGAGAAUUGACUGCUCGGGUCAGAGCUCGGCAGGUUUCAUAACUAAUCUCAUUUACACUUGUAUCGUGUUUGGCUCCCUUCAGCCUUUAGUCCGUUGGACUGAGUUGUUACAUAUAGAAUUGCUCCGCCUUUAGAGGAGCUGUAAAUCAUGAUUGUAAGAAAAUCACUAGUUAUCAAUGCCAAUAUCUCUUUGCUAUCUA